AUGGACUGGCGCACCCCAACCGCCAUGUUUAGCUCUUUCUUGAGUGCAGUUCUGGUUGCGAUUGCGCAUCAUAUCCUUAAUCUGAAGCUGGAUGGAAGAGAAGUUGCUGAGCUUGCUGUGGACCAACAAUGGAUUUCUCGGAUAGGAAAUGCUCUGGCGUAUGUUGUCAAGGUGCUGCUAGUGCUGGCAACUGGUACUGCCUAUUUUCAACGAGUUUGGCAUCACGCACGAGGGAAGCCGACGAAGCUCAAUCAAUUCGACUCGCUGUUUGGAGUACAGGACAGUAUCCUUGAGUUUCGCCAUGCGAAGUUCUGGCUCCGACGUCCUAUCUUGCUGCUCGUCGCCUUGAUACUAUGGCUCAUCCCUUUGGCAACCAUAACCACACCAGGUACACUGUCCGUUGUACCUGCAUCUGUCUCCCAGCAGCGGAAUGUAUCUAUUCAACAACGCGAAUAUGGCAAAUCCUCCUACGGAGCUGCCGUGCAGGCAGACAACGGAACUGUCUUUUACGGUGGAGCUAGGUCAUACCUGAAAGGACCUACGCUGGCAAUGCUAGUCGAGACAAAUGUCCUGUCAAUAGGGAGCUUCUCCACGAACUUGACCUGGUCAAUUGGCUUCCAUGGCCCGGCUAUCUCAUGCUCAAAGGCGGGACCGGAGGUCACAAGCCAGCUGACGAACAUCAUACUCCCAUAUCAACAGGCCAAUAAGACGUCCCUCAUGUACGAUGCGUGGGUUUCAAGGCCGAGCUCGUCGUCGAACCAAGCUCUUGUCGACGGCAAGCUGGUCCUGGAUCCCGACCUGAACAGCAACCUUCGCAUCCUCGAUCAGACGUCUCCUGAUGCUGCCAGGAUCUAUUACAGCCUAGCGCCCGAUGGCUCAACUCAAGCAACAAUGGCGAAUCCCGUCUAUGUUAUCUCAUGUGCGCUCUACAAUGCCACGUGGAGCGUCGACUUCGACGUACGCAGCACAGGUGAACAAUUCCUGAAACCAAAACUGAGAUUCGAAAACUGGAUGCCUGGCUGGAGCAGCAUCACUCCGCCAUUGACGGCUGGAAUCCACACGAACACGAUCCUUGAUUAUGCCGGCUUGAUGGAAACCUUCGGCGCCAUCACAUCAGGCCGACUCGACUACUCUAAUGAUGCAAGCCUGCCAUUCACACAAACCAGUCUCGCCCUGGAGACCAGUCCCGUCCUGUUCAACGACGCAUUUCCUGAACUCUUCAACGACGCUGCUAUGGUUACCCUGGCGCGGACCUUCGAGGUACUUUUCCAGAACAUGACCCUCUCCGCACGGUAUGCGGUCCUCCCGCGACAAGAUCUCCGUGAUGACGCUGCGGACUGGAGCUUCGUCAAUGUAACGGCCACGUCUACGUUCUCUCGCAAUGUCUACCGGUAUGAUAGCCGGGAUCUCAUAAUCGCAUACACAUUGGCUGUUAUUGGGAGCGCCCUCUGCAUUUUACUAGCUAUCCUUGCCAUUCGGGACAUGGGAUCCGUGUACUCGAAUGUCUUCUCCACCGCUGUCCGCGUGACAAGGAGUCAAGACAGGCUGGACGCUGUGAUUCGAGAUGAUCACGACAGGAGCGGUGCGCAACCGCUGCCACCAAAGAUUGCUAACGCAUAUAUUUGGGUGGGCAAGGAGAACAAAGUUGGAAUGGGGAUGGGCAGAGGGCGAGUCGAUACCGAUGAGUCGCUGGCGUCGCAGAAAGAGCUUCGGCGAUCAUGGUGGGGGAGAGAACAGGAAAUGGAUCUCGAGAAGAGCCAACGUGUCAACGCUGUCCACGAGCCCGUCAUCGUAGUCGGAGAGACCAAGGGAAGUGAUGCUCUGGGCGGUUGGAUAUGA
Molecule: messenger RNA, 1839 nt
Organism: Cladophialophora yegresii CBS 114405
Lineage: Eukaryota; Fungi; Ascomycota; Eurotiomycetes; Chaetothyriales; Herpotrichiellaceae
Exons: 2
Coding region: 1-1839 (612 amino acids)
Source: RefSeq, a predicted model, not a curated record